GGAGUUGAAAAAUGUAUGAUUGAAAAGUCGCGGCUGAAUCCUAACCGUUCAUCUUUUGCUGCUCUGCUAUUUAAACCCAAUCCUCGGCGUUGCCUCCAGCCCUAUCUCGACUCCGCCGUUUCAAGGUCAUUUUGUGUUCUUCAAAGAUUCACACUCUCAGCUGUUAUGGGGAAGCCUAAAAGGUCCAAGAAGAAGGGAUCUGGAGGUGCGACUCUGACGCCAUUAAAAGAAUCCGAAAAGAAUAAGAGCAGCGGUGUUGGCCGGAUAGAGGAAGUCGGAGGAAAUGCCUCGGGUUCCGCUAAUGCUUUAACUCCCGUGCCCGUAACUUCUAGCCCUGCUCUAGCUGCUAAUGCCGCAGCGGUGGUUAACAAUACUAAAGGCGAAGCUAGUGCAGGGAGUAAGAAGAAGGGUAAGGAGCCUGCCAGCCUUGAAAGAGGGAAGGAUCACUUGGAGAAGAGUUCUGGCUUAAUCUUCAUGUGCAACUCACUAACGAAGCCUGAGUGCUAUAAGCUUAGGUUGUUUGGUCUUCCUAGGGGCAAACUGGAGGUGGUGGAGAGGAUCAAGCCAGGAGCAAGGCUAUUCCUGUAUGAUUUUGACCUCAAGCUUAUGUAUGGUGUCUACAGAGCCGUUUCCAAGGGAGGCCUUAAUUUAGUGGCAGGAGCCUUUGGAGGGAAGUUCCCAGCACAGGUGAAAUUUAAGAUUGAAAAGGAUUGCCUUCCUCUUCCUGAGAGUGCUUUCAAACUUGCUAUAAAGGACAACUAUGAAGUCAAGGGCAAAUUUAGACCAGAUCUUAAUUCUAAACAGGUUCACAAAUUACUUGCACUGUUCCGUCCAGUUAGUCCUCAUCCCCAGCAUGCUCCUUUCCAGCAUGCCGAGGAGCAGCGACAUCCUCCAACCUCUGCUUAUCUCCCCCCUCCUGAGGACUCUUUUAGGUCUGGACAUUCUGCGCCGUCUCGUUUGCCUGCGACAAUGGAGCCUUACAUACCUGCUCAUUUAUCUGCGGCGGAGGACCCUUACAAAUCUGGAGCCUUAUUGCGCGGCCCUUCUGAUUCCCGAUAUCUCCCUCUACCUCCAGCUUAUGCGCCUCAUUUACCUGAUUCUUAUCCAACUGCAGAGGACCCUUAUCGAGCUGGAGCUCUAGGCCGCGCCCCACUUUCCAUAGAUUCUCGAUACAUUGCUCCAGCCCCUCUUCCUGUUCCAACUGACCCAUAUGCACCACAACCCCAAUACGUGUUAGUUGAUGCUCGGCAUCUUCAAUUACCGCAUGCGCCAUCUGUCGAUCCCUAUCAUCAUGGACUGGUUACUGAUGCUUAUCGUCAGCCAUUGGAUCUGCGCAACUAUCAUGAAUCCCAAAUUUCUUCAGACCGUUACAGGGAUCAAAUCAGUGCAGCAGAUUAUCAUCGCCUUGUACCUGCACGGGAGGGCGAGGUGGAUUCUCGCGCAGAUCAGUAUCUCCGCACUUCUGAACUGGCUCCUCCCUCCAACACAAGCUAUUUGUCAUCAGUUUAUAACGAUCCUUCCAGAUCUUAUGCCGAUAACCGGGUCGAAAUAGCCAAUGUGCCAGUCUCUUCUCGAUACACAUUCGCCGGCACGGCGCCGGCCUAUCGUUGAUGACGGGGAUGACCUGACCUGAAAUUGGUAGGUAAACUGUUCUAUCGCAUCCGACUUCUGAAUUAUUGGUACAGUAUGAAUGAACCAUGAAGUGUAGUGUACCUUUUAAAUUGUCAUUGUUAUUCUGCUGCUUUAAAAAACUUUUUCAAGCCUGACAUACUGUGCCUUAACUGCAUCUUCAACUGCUGGGCUUGCUCCACUAUUACUCUACUGUUUGUCAUCUUUUAGUGAUAGUUUGCAUCUUCUGUUAGAAUUGGUGGAUUCUGUGAUGCUGUGAGCUUGCUAUUUUACCACGUAAUUAUUGCAAUUUGUUGUCGUAUA
Dendrobium catenatum is the source of this 1932-nucleotide messenger RNA. RefSeq lists its product as uncharacterized. The transcript is spliced from 5 exons. NCBI's taxonomy places the organism in Eukaryota, Viridiplantae, Streptophyta, Magnoliopsida, Asparagales, Orchidaceae. The coding region runs from base 16 to 1611 and encodes 531 amino acids. The record is from RefSeq and is a predicted model, not a curated record.